This is a messenger RNA of Herpailurus yagouaroundi (jaguarundi), 1638 nucleotides long. Its product is annotated as mas-related G-protein coupled receptor member X2-like. Gene Ontology annotation, cellular component: plasma membrane. Gene Ontology annotation, molecular function: G protein-coupled receptor activity. Lineage: Eukaryota; Metazoa; Chordata; Mammalia; Carnivora; Felidae. The record is from RefSeq and is a predicted model, not a curated record. Gene Ontology annotation, biological process: G protein-coupled receptor signaling pathway.
AUGGAGACAGUAAUCCUCAUGUGGCAGGCUGGCCCUGAGAAUCAGGGGGCACACAGCAGGUGCUCAAGUCUUGUUUGUGUUCCCAGGAAUACCAGUGGAGGGUUUCUGAGCAUCGAUCCUACCGCCCCGGCCUGGGAGGGCACACUCACACCAGCGAAUGGAAGUGACGAGGACCAUCUUCCAAGUAACAACGUGGAAAUCCUGAUCGUGACUUUGCUGACCUUCACCUUUGCCCUGGGCGGGCUGGUGGGAAACGUGACCGUGCUCUGGCUGCUGGGCUGCCGCAUGCAGAGGAACGCUUUCUCCGUCUACAUCCUCAACCUGGCAGGAGCUGACUUCCUCUUCCUCUCCUCCCAGGUUGUAUAUGCCCUGGAGGCGCUCAUCAACUUCCAUUCGGUGUACUUUUCCAUCCCCAGAUUUUUCACCACCAUGUGGACCUUCGCCUACAUCGCGAGCGUGAGCAUUCUCAGCGCCAUCAGCACCGAGCGCUGCCUGUCGGUCCUUUGUCCCAUCUGGUACCGCUGCCACCGCCCAAGACACACGUCAACUGUGACGUGUGGCCUGCUCUGGGCCCUCUCCCUGCUGCUGAGCAUCCUGGAAGGGGAGUACUGUGGCUUCCUGUUUAGGGAUUUUGACCCUGGAUUGUGUCUGGCGUUUGAUUUCGUCACGGCCGCCUGGCUGAUUUUCUUAUUUGUGCUUCUCUCUGGGUCCAGCCUGGCCCUGCUGACCAGACUGCUGUGGGGCUCCCAGCGGAUGCAGCUGACCAGGCUGUAUGUGACUGUGGGGCUCACAGUGUUGGCCUUCCUCUUCUGCGGCCUGCCCUACGGCAUUCACUGGUUUCUGGUAUUCUGGAUUCAGCAGGGUUUUGAUGAGUCCCUCUGGUAUCUUUAUCUGGCUGCGCUCACCCUGUCCUGUGUCAACAGCUGUGCCAACCCCAUCAUUUACUUCUUUGUUGGCUCCUUCAGGCAGCGGUGGCCCCGGCAGCGGAAGACCCUCAGGAUGGUUCUCCAGAGGGCCCUGCAGGACGCAUCGGGAGGGGAUGAAAGCGAAGUCCGCCUGCCUCAGGAAACUGCGAUGUCGGGAAACAGUCUGGCGCCCUGAUUCGGCGUCUGCCUCAGUCACAGAAAUGUGGCUUUGAGAACCAACUCUGUCCCUAUCGGUUGGAGAGGUUUUCUUCACUUCUCUCGGCCUUGGGGCCCCUGACCUUCAAACCCUAAAGUUGUAAGAUAAGCCUUACGGUUAAGAUAAUAUCCUCCCUCGUGAGGACUGCGGCGGUACCUGUGAAACAAACACUGACUGUCGCGCCUCAGGGACUGCCUUCCCCAGGGCCUUCGCUCCACCCCAACUCUACCAACUCCGGGGUGCCCUUUAGGAGAACCCCACCUUCAGCACAGGCUGAAAGCAGCGCAGGACGGUCUAAAUUCGUUUGGGCGCUGCACUUGGGAGGGACUGGAAGAACAUUCCAUUCUGUGGUCACCCUCCUGCAUCCUGUCUCCAUAAAUUUGAAAGAAUUAAAGAGCAGGCUAGCCUCGGAGAGCAGUCUUCUUUGAUUUUGGUAGGGCCUAGAAUAUGUCCCUACCUUAAUGUUUCUUGAAUCCAAGACUUAACGAACGAAUAAAUGACGAUUUUUUAAACCAA